AGUGAAUUUCGAACCGUGUGGUCAUCCUGAGAAACACAGAGAUGGGUGCCUGGCGGUAGGUGGCUAUAAAAGAGCUCGCGUCUUGCCUCCAUCCCAAAUUCUUUCUCCGCGUCUGAUGUUCCAGAAUCCUUGGAUCUGUUUUCUUCUCUUCCUUGCAUGGGCAUCCACGACGGCUUUUGCCGCACGUCUUGUUGACUUCCAAGUUGAGCAGCCCCCUCCCGUUCCCAAAGACGCAAAACAAUGCACUAUCCAGGUUCUUCAGCGAGAUUUUGCGUUCUCAUUUGGAAUGGCCGAAGUCGUUCAAUUCACCCCUCCGUCGGACUGUGGGCCCGUGGGCUCGUGGGCUGCAAUUACCCUCAAUUUCACCGUUACAUCUAACGGGACACAAUUUGAUCGUCUCGGGAUUUUCACUUUUCAAAACGUUGAGAUCUGGCGCACUUCCACACCCGAACCAUCUCGUGGAGAUGGGAUCAUCUGGACGUAUAUAAAGGACGUGACUCGCUACACCCCUCUGUUUGCCAAACCGGGAACUUUUAUUCUUCAGUUGGACAAUCUAAUACAACAGGGUUUAGAUGGAGUGUACUCCACCGUUCUCCAUGCGACCUUUUACGCCUCGUCGGCAGACCAUCCAGCGGCCAAACAGGCCGACGCGAUCUUCCCAUUGUCGACAUUUGCGCCUGACACAGGAAACGAUGCUUCUGUUCCUCCUGGGUUCUCGAUCAACGUAACUCUUCCUCAAAACGCUGUGGGAAUCUAUGCCGAGAUCUAUGCGUCAGGGAAUGGAAACGAAGAAUUUUGGUACUCCAACGCACCGAACCAAUUUCUGGGAGACCUUCCUGAUGGUGUGACCUUCGGUCAAGGCCCCUUUCGCGAAGUUCGGCUCUUGAUAGACGGCAGGGUCGCGGGGGUGGCUUUCCCUUAUCCUGUCUUAUUUACCGGUGCGAUUUCACCUGCUGCUUGGAGACCUAUCACAUCCUACGGAGCUGUGGAUCUGCCAACUUAUUUCCUCGACCUGACGCCUUUCGUCCCUGUUCUCACCGACGGACAACCGCAUGUUUUCACUAUCGAUGUUGCAUCCGCCGAGGCCGACCAUACAAUCCUGCAAAACUGGUUUGUCUCAGGCGCUCUUCAAGUUUUCGUGGAUGUAUCCUCGCAGCGUACUAUCGGGAAUAUCACGACCUAUUCCGCUGAUCCAUUCGCAGAAUCAUCUGCCACUGCUUCAAGACAAGGAAACAAUGUCAUCAUCACAGUCUCUGCGCAACGUGAAAUCCACGUCGAGGCUGAUAUUCUUAGCGGUUCGGGAGUAGCUACCCACGUAGUCUGGUCCCAAAACCUUCAAUACCAGAACAUACAGUCAUACCUGAACCGAGCUUCUACUCAGAACAUCUUCCAAACUGCCUCAGGGUCAGUCAGUUCCAUUCACAGUGGCAAACAGGUCGUGAAGGACAUAUUUUCCUACCCACUGACAAUCAAUCUGACCAACACUACAUUUCUUUUGGACCAUUCAUACGACCGAGAUCUUUUGCCCACCCCCUUCAUUCCAGGAUCAACAAUUCAUUCACACCAACUGGCUGGCACAACGUCCGCUGGAAGCUCAAACAACAACACCUUUUCAUACUUGGACACAGACGGCAACUCCUUUGAGCGUCGUGUAAAUGCUUCGAGGAACGUCAUAACAUUGGACCAACAAAGCGGAACUCUUGCGCCAGCCAGCUUCGGUCCUACUGACGGAGUUGGUGUUCCCUUCAAUGGAGAGUCAACCUUCGCACAAGCUAGACUGCCCGGAGGACGUCGUAUUCAGACCUAAAGUGAGACCAUCUGUAUCCGUCUCAUAGGAAUUGAAUCGUGAUUAUGCUGCCU
Messenger RNA from Marasmius oreades (fairy-ring Marasmius), 1860 nucleotides. RefSeq lists its product as uncharacterized. The record is from RefSeq and is a predicted model, not a curated record. Bases 116 to 1807 code for a protein of 563 amino acids. Lineage: Eukaryota; Fungi; Basidiomycota; Agaricomycetes; Agaricales; Marasmiaceae. The transcript is spliced from 12 exons.